UCAGCGGCUGGCAGAGAGAGCGCGACGCGGGGAGUCGGCGCCUAGGCGACGCGGGAAGGCGCCACCACCGCCGCCGCUGGCCAAGGUGCUGGACACCGCAGGCCCAUCCGUCGCUUCGCCGGAUCAAGCCGCCUCUACUGCAGCCGCUGCUGCCUCGCUUCCAGCCAGGUCCCCAUGGAAGAGAUGGAAGAAGAGUUAAAAUGUCCUGUGUGCGGCUCCUUCUAUCGGGAGCCCAUCAUUCUGCCCUGCUCUCACAAUUUAUGUCAGGCGUGCGCCCGCAACAUCCUGGUGCAGACCCCGGAGUCCGAGUCCCCCCAGAGCCGCCGGGCCUCGGGCUCUGGGGUCUCCGACUAUGACUAUCUGGACCUGGACAAGAUGAGCCUGUACAGCGAGGCGGACAGCGGCUAUGGCUCCUACGGAGGUUUCGCCAGCGCCCCCACUACCCCGUGCCAGAAGUCGCCCAACGGCGUCCGUGUUUUCCCCCCUGCUAUGCCGCCACCGCCCACCCACCUGUCACCGGCUUUGGCCCCGGUGCCCCGCAACUCCUGCAUCACCUGUCCCCAGUGCCACCGCAGCCUCAUCUUGGAUGACCGGGGCCUUCGCGGCUUCCCCAAGAACCGCGUCCUGGAAGGGGUCAUCGACCGCUACCAACAGAGCAAAGCCGCGGCCCUCAAGUGCCAGCUCUGCGAGAAAGCGCCCAAAGAGGCCACGGUCAUGUGCGAACAGUGCGACGUCUUCUACUGCGACCCUUGUCGCCUGCGCUGCCACCCCCCGCGGGGGCCCCUAGCCAAACACCGCUUGGUGCCCCCGGCCCAGGGUCGCGUAAGCCGGCGGCUGAGCCCGCGCAAGGUCUCCACCUGCACAGACCACGAGCUGGAGAACCACAGCAUGUACUGCGUGCAGUGCAAGAUGCCGGUGUGCUACCAGUGCCUGGAGGAGGGCAAACACUCCAGCCACGAAGUCAAGGCUUUGGGGGCCAUGUGGAAACUGCACAAGAGCCAGCUCUCCCAGGCGCUGAACGGAUUGUCAGACAGGGCCAAAGAAGCCAAGGAGUUCCUGGUGCAACUCCGCAGCAUGGUGCAACAGAUCCAGGAAAACAGUGUGGAGUUUGAGGCCUGCCUGGUGGCCCAGUGUGAUGCUCUCAUUGACGCCCUAAAUCGAAGGAAGGCGCAGCUGUUGGCCCGGGUCAACAAGGAACAUGAGCACAAGCUGAAGGUGGUUCGGGACCAGAUCUCUCAUUGCACAGUGAAACUACGCCAGACCACGGGCCUCAUGGAGUACUGCUUGGAAGUGAUUAAGGAGAACGAUCCUAGUGGCUUUCUGCAGAUUUCAGAUGCCCUCAUAAGGCGUGUCCACUUAACUGAGGACCAGUGGGGCAAAGGCACACUCACUCCCAGGAUGACCACGGACUUUGACUUGAGCCUGGACAACAGCCCCCUGCUGCAGUCCAUUCACCAGCUGGACUUCGUGCAAGUGAAAGCUUCCUCUCCAGUCCCAGCAACCCCCAUCCUGCAGCUGGAGGAGUGUUGCACCCACAACAAUAGUGCUACACUGUCCUGGAAACAGCCCCCUCUGUCCACUGUGGCUGCCGAAGGAUACAUUCUGGAGCUGGAUGAUGGAAGCGGUGGUCAGUUCCGGGAAGUGUAUGUUGGGAAAGAAACAAUGUGCACUGUGGACGGCCUUCACUUCAACAGCACAUACAAUGCUCGAGUCAAGGCCUUCAACAAAACAGGAGUCAGCCCCUACAGCAAGACACUGGUCCUCCAGACGUCUGAGGCUGCGGAGGCACAUGAGACUAAACCUAUGAAGGACACAGAUUCAGAGGAGCAGACCCUCCCUUUUCCAGUGCCUUCGGAAAGAUUGCCGCUCCGUAGAAUGAGUCCUUUCUCCUCCACCCUUAAUCUGCAACCCAGCUUCCCCGGGAGAUCCUACUUUGAUUUCCGUUCCUCACCCCACCAGCUGAGCUUGCAUUCUUCUUUACAGUCUCUCAAUGCACCGGGAUGCAAUUUUGAGACACAAUCUGCAUCUUACUCUCAAUUAGUUGACAUAAAAAAGCUGUUGGCAGUGGCGUGGUUUGCUUUUGACCCUGGCUCGGCACACUCGGACAUCAUCUUCUCCAAUGACAACCUGACGGUGACCUGCAGUAGCUACGAUGACCGGGUGGUGCUGGGGAAAACUGGCUUCUCCAAGGGCGUCCACUACUGGGAGCUAACCAUAGAUCGCUACGACAACCACCCGGAUCCAGCCUUUGGCGUGGCUCGCAUCGACGUCAUGAAGGACGUGAUGUUAGGAAAGGACGACAAAGCUUGGGCAAUGUAUGUGGACAAUAACCGGAGCUGGUUCAUGCACAACAACUCGCACACCAACAGAACCGAAGGGGGGAUCACAAAGGGGGCCACCAUCGGAGUCCUCCUCGACUUAAACAGGAAAACGUUAACGUUUUUCAUCAACAAUGAGCAGCAAGGUCCCAUCGCAUUUGAGAACGUGGAGGGCCUGUUCUUUCCUGCAGUCAGCCUGAACAGAAAUGUGCAGCUUACAGUCUCAUUCCCCAGGUCACGCUCCACACUGGGCUUCCGGUCCCUGACUUCUACUCCAGCAGAGCUUCCAUAGCCUAAGGGUAUGCUGCGGAGGCACUAGCUGUCCGAGAGGGACAGCGUGGAGCCACCAGCCUCGGCAGACGCACAGUUGGUAGAAGACUGAGGAGAGGAGCUGGUCCUCCGCCAUCUUCGCCCUACAGCGCCUCCCUUUCCCAUCAGCCUGUCCGCAUCACUUCACCUGCGCUCCUUCCUCAUCCAGACGUCCUAACCCACAGAGGACCUCAGCUGCCCACCAUUCCCCUUUGUUUCACAUGUUGCUUUUCUUUAAUUUAAUUUAGGGUUUUGGUUUUGUUUUGUUUGUAGACUGAGUUCAUUUUGUUUUGUUUUGUUUCUGAUCAUGUUUUGCUGACUUACCUAACUGGCACUGCCAAGAGAAAAUUCUCCUAGAAAAAAAUUUUAAGCUUUAGGUCUCACAAAGAUGUUGUAGGAGAGAAGAUAGGAAAGAGGUCGAAUUUAGAAUGUUCUUGCCCUGUUUCUUGUCAGGCAACGUCAGCUCUUCAUGGCUCCUUCUCGGGAGGUAGACAGAAGUCACACUCUACCCAGAAGCACAAAUAUAUCAGCUAAACGAGUUCACAGCAGGGUGAGGACUUUCAGGAGGCUCUAGACAUUGGGCAGGCCAGGGGACUCGAUGAUCUGAUUCAUCUUAGCUAAUACAAGAUUUUAAUUAAGAAGGCUAUGGACAAGGCACUGUUCGAGACACUAGAAUUCUGUGUUCCAGACACUGGGGAAGGAUAAGGGAAAAGGUGACAACGCCACCUUCCUGGAACUUAUAUUCUAGAGGGGAACUUAGCAAACAAUAACUUCAAGUUGUUCUAAGUACAAAAAGGAAACAGUCAAGAGUCCAAGAAGGUGUCAUUGACAAAUCCUUAGCUUGAUGCUGAGCCCAUGCACUCCAGGCUAUCACACAGACAUGUACCAACCCAAUGCUUCUUCUACCACACUCUUUUAAGUAUGGUCCUUGCUGCCACUCAUCACAGAGCCCUUCUUUGGCAGAAAUGAUAUCAGCAUUGUUACUCAUUAAUGCUGCAGUCAUAACAAGCCUUAAAAAAAGAAUGUUAAAAACAAAAUGACCAGAGAGCACAGGGCCCAGUCACGGCACUGGGGCUCCUAAGUUGCAGACCACAACAUGUACAUUCUCAGGACAAACACACUGUCUCGAUGUAUACUCUCUGUGCCUGUCACAAAUGAGAAUCCAUCCACUCACAGCCUGACUUUCUAAGGAAACUCAAAUCAGGUUUGGAAAAGCGUGAGCGUGGCUGUCGUUCCUGGGACUGAGUGCAGAAUAGUCAUGCUACUAUCCAUGUUACUGCUCCUAGCAGGGUAGACAUGUACCCUUCAGAUGCUUUCGUUUGACACGAAGUUACAGAGAACAUAGGACCUGGAAAACAAAUGUCUGAGGAGUUGCCUACAUAUUUUCCACUGAGCCAAGAAACCCACUAGAACAAGGGUAGGACGACAGAGGAGGGAUGGGAGAGCUGACAUUGCUUUGGCAAAAAGUAAUCUAUGUAAAUAGCUCAUUCUUUACUCUUGUGCUUCUAGACCAUCUGUCGUUACAAUGUUUUUCUAGUUAGAACCUAAUUUAUUGAAUGGGUGCUAUCCUGUCUGUGUCUGUCUCGGGUUCUCGUGGCUCCAGGACACUGUUGCAGGACAACACUAGUUUGAUCUUUGAUUUAUGCUCUAAUGAGACUCGAUGGCUGGGCCGCUAGUUACUAUCUUUAUUAAAUCCACCCCGCUGGUUAGAGUUCUAGUGACUUGUAACAAAUAGUUUACACUAACUACAAUAUAGAUGCAUACAGCUACUGUACUAGAAAAAUAAAAAUAAAAAAACUGUCGUUCCUGGUAUGCAAAUAAAGGGUUUUUAUGAGAGAAAA
This is a messenger RNA of Mesocricetus auratus (golden hamster), 4468 nucleotides long. RefSeq names its product tripartite motif containing 9 (gene Trim9). Lineage: Eukaryota; Metazoa; Chordata; Mammalia; Rodentia; Cricetidae. The coding region runs from base 175 to 2610 and encodes 811 amino acids. The record is from RefSeq and is a predicted model, not a curated record. Gene Ontology annotation, molecular function: zinc ion binding; protein binding. The transcript has 14 exons.